Molecule: messenger RNA, 931 nt
Organism: Rana temporaria (common frog)
Lineage: Eukaryota; Metazoa; Chordata; Amphibia; Anura; Ranidae
Gene: TMEM208
Product: transmembrane protein 208
Exons: 6
Coding region: 159-683 (174 amino acids)
Biological process (GO): vacuolar protein processing
Cellular component (GO): intracellular membrane-bounded organelle
Source: RefSeq, a predicted model, not a curated record
UGUCCUUAUGCCAAGAAUAUGUACAGUCAGCCGGAAUUACGUCACCGAAACCAGGGCGGAAGUGAUCGUCCCUACUGCCCCCACACCGUGCCAGCCGAUGACGUCCUGAAUGUGCGCCGGAAGUACCCAGUGUGCUGAGCUGGACAUGAGCUGCGGCAAUGGCGCCUAAAGGAAAAGUCGGCACGAAGGGGAAGAAGCAGAUCUAUGAGGAGAACAAGGAGACGCUGAGCUUUUAUCUGCGAAUCAUUCUGGGGGCCACUGUUUUGUAUGGAGCCGUCAGUCUGGGGUUCUUCUACACGUCAUCCACCUUCUGGAGCUGGACCUCUCUGGUGUUCAGUGUCGCGGUGUACGGCGCGGCGUAUCGCUCCAUGCGGGGGAUGGCGCAUGCGUCCUUCUCAGAAGAUGGAAGUUUGCUGGACGGGGGAAUUGACCUGAAUAUGGAGCAAGGAAUGGCUGAACACCUGAAGGAUGUGGUGCUGCUGACGGCCAUUGUGCAGGUUCUGAGCUGCUUCUCUCUCUAUGUCUGGUACUUCUGGCUGCUGGCUCCUGGACGGGCUCUCUAUCUGCUCUGGGUCAAUGUUCUUGGCCCCUGGUUUACGGCAGACGACUCCUCCACUGCGCCACAAGAACAAAAUGAGAAACGCCAGAGACGUCAAGAAAGGCGACAAAUGAAACGUUUCUGAGGCCAAAAAAUGUUUUUGAAUAAAUGUUAUUUUUGGAAUGACUGCUGCCCUCCGAUCUGGGACCUGGAGCUGUUCUGGAAACAGACUAUAAAUAUUCUAUAAUCAGGGCUCAUAUCUGAUGAGUCCUGGUGAUCGAUGUGCAAUGAUCGGACUUCUCUAUUGGCAGAUCACAGUGAUCCAUAUUGUUAUGUAUAAGCCAAUGAUAUGCUGUUUACAAUAAACUCAUCAGAACAGAAAUCGGGGAACCA